AUGACGGACAUAGAGUCUGAUAGAAUUAAUUGCUUGCCGGAUCAACUUAUAGACAAGAUUCUCUCAUAUUUGUCAAUUAAGGAGGCAGGGAGAACUAGUGUUUUAUCCCGCAAAUGGGGGAAGAAAUGCAAUCAACGUAGAUUGCAUGGAUGCUCUAGCAAUUUGCUCAAGAUUUUCGAUCAUCAACCUCACAUUGUGAGGCUAGUGAUUGGUGAUUAUUUUCUAAAGUACUUGGCUGCAGGUGUUGUGCCAGUAAAGCUGCCUACUCCUUGUAUGAAUCUAACAUAUCUUGGUUUAUUAAUAAACUUCAUUGAUUCGAAGGAAAUUUCGGUUGUUCUUUGCUUGCUCAAAAGUUCACCAAAUAUUCGAGAGUUCACAAUGUUUGUGAGUUUUUCUUGA
Molecule: messenger RNA, 399 nt
Organism: Vicia faba (fava bean)
Lineage: Eukaryota; Viridiplantae; Streptophyta; Magnoliopsida; Fabales; Fabaceae
Source: the annotation of a GenBank genome assembly